Molecule: messenger RNA, 1802 nt
Organism: Cucurbita moschata (crookneck pumpkin)
Lineage: Eukaryota; Viridiplantae; Streptophyta; Magnoliopsida; Cucurbitales; Cucurbitaceae
Product: homeobox protein knotted-1-like LET6
Exons: 4
Coding region: 547-1632 (361 amino acids)
Biological process (GO): regulation of DNA-templated transcription
Cellular component (GO): nucleus
Molecular function (GO): DNA-binding transcription factor activity, RNA polymerase II-specific; DNA binding
Source: RefSeq, a predicted model, not a curated record
AGUGGGUACGCUAUUAUUGAAGUGAGAAGGGGUUUUCAUCCAUGGCCACUGGGUGAGUGUUAGCUUACUGGCUUGGUUUUCCAUCUGUGUGCCGUGCGGUGCGGUGCGGUGCGGUGCCUUCUUCUCCCCUAACCCUCUCCUCGAUUUGAUCGUCGCCCUCUCUCUCUCAAUUCUUUAUGCCAGUAAUGCCAGUAGUCUCUCCUCACUGCCACUGCAACAAAAGAGGAAGACGAGAGUUUUCAUCGGGAAGGUAAAAAAAAAAAAAAAAAACAACAAAAAAUCGAAACUUUGCCAACCCCAUCUAACCAUCUCCACGUUACAUUUAUCCAAUCUCCUUCUCCUUCUCCUUCCUUCCUUCCUAACACAACCCACAAAGCAAUAACAUAUACAUCACAAACAAUUAGCAUGCCUGACCGCCUGCCUUUUCCUCUUUCGUAAAAGCCUGAUCUUUCCGAAGCUAAAAUCCCGGGAGUGCCCUCCAAAAAAAAAAAAAAAUAAUAAUAAUAAAAUCAACACUUGUUGUUGUUGUUGUUAUUGUUGUAUUCUAUGGAUGGUCCUGGCGGAAGUUCUUCAGGUAUGAUGAAUUUUGGAGAUCAAAAUAAUAGUAAUAAUGGGUUAUGUUCUUCCAUGAUGAUGAUGAUGCCUUUAAUGUCUUCUCACCACCACCACCACCACCAUCAAGGAGAUGCAUGUAAUCCAUUUCCUCCUCUUCCUUCUCCUAAUUACACUACCAACAACAUCAACAACACCAACACUUCUUCUUCUUCUAACCCUAUUUGUUACUUCAUGGAUGAACACACCACCACCACCACCACCAACAACAACAAUGAUAAUGGGUGUUGUAAUGCAAAUUCGUCUUCUUGUGAAUUGAAGGCCAAAAUUAUGGGUCAUCCUCACUACCACCGCCUCCUUGCUGCCUAUGUCAAUUGUCGAAAGGUGGGGGCGCCGCCGGAUGUGGUGGCGAGGCUUGAAGGAGCGUGUGCAUCUGCACUCACAAUCAGUGGUACGUCUUGUACGGGGUGUAUUGGUGAAGAUCCGGCUCUUGACCAGUUCAUGGAAGCUUAUUGCGAGAUGCUCACUAAAUAUGAACAAGAACUUUCCAAACCCUUUAGGGAUGCCAUGCUUUUUCUUCACCGAAUUGAGUGCCAAUUCAAAGCCCUCUCCAUUUCCUCCUCCGACGCUGUUUGUGGUGAGGCAUUUGAAAGGAAUGGUUCAUCUGAAGAGGAAGUUGAUAUCAAUGGCCACUCUAUCGACCCUCAAGCCGAAGACCGUGAACUGAAAGGUCAGCUCCUCCGCAAGUACAGUGGAUGCUUGGGCAGUCUGAAGCAAGAAUUCAUGAAGAAAAGGAAGAAAGGGAAGCUGCCUAAGGAGGCCAGACAACAGCUCCUUGACUGGUGGAGUAGACAUUACAAGUGGCCUUAUCCAUCUGAAUCACAGAAGCUAGCAUUGGCUCAAUCCACUGGGUUGGAUCAAAAGCAAAUCAACAACUGGUUCAUCAACCAAAGGAAAAGGCACUGGAAACCCUCUGAAGAUAUGCAGUUCGUGGUGAUGGAUGGUGGGCAUCCGCAGUAUUACAUGGACACCGUGUUGGGCAAUCCUUUUCCCUUGGAUAUCUCUCCCACUCUACUCUAAUAAAUUAAUUUCCAGAUUGUUGUGAUUUUAAUAUACCAUGCCUUUUCUUUUUCUUUUCUUUUGUGUAUCAAUGUUUGAGGAAUCAUCCAACUUGUUUGGGCACCAACAUAUAUGCUUUUCUUACUUGAUAUUAUAUUUGCCAACGCAGGAGUUGGAAAGUUGAACAUCAA